GUAAAGAGUCAUCUGCUUGUUUACUAGGACUUUCUUCCAUCCUGGUUGAUUGCUCCAAUUAUUGCUCCUACCCCCUUUGAUCUUGUAGUGGAAUUCUUUCUUAAGAUGAGAAGGGUCACAGUCACUAAUUUGUAGCUCCUGGCUGAAACUGGUUGGUCGUAGUCCCAGCAUGAACCAUCAAGUGAACCAAACCAACGAACCACGAGGUGGUGCGAAAAACAAACAAACUCGCGACGUGUUGCACUAUCACAAAUCUCGUCUCUCGCCUUUCGAAGGUCCAUAUAUACUGUCAUUAGCUAGCUAGGUCCAAUCCUAAUCAUCCACCAUGAGCCGCCAAGAUAAGCACUUUACUGCCGACUGGGACAGCUUUGACGGCGACGAUGGCAGCGACUACUAUUCGGAAGAAGGAGAUUUCUCUCAAGACAUGUCGGUGGGAACGGAUCACAGUCCAGUGGAUGUAGCGGCAUUCCCUUCCUCCGUCAAGACGGCGAUGUCGAUUCGACAAGAAUUCGAGAGCGCCAAGUCCAUGGAGCAAAAGAUAGCAGCACGAUUAUCGCUUCCUUCUACCAAUAGACGAAGCACAAUCAGUGGAACCGCACCUGCCAAAACUAAUCGAUUGCCCAAAAAGAGCCGGUCAUUAGAGGGCGCUGCCAAAAAGGCUGUUGCGGCUCUGGCAUCUCAAACCCCAGAGGAUCGACGAUUGGUACGACGAACUAAGAGUGACUUGAAACCGAGAGGAUCCCGCGAAUCAGAAGAAGCAGGACCACCACGACGAGGCCGACGCCAUGGCGGUCGUCGUACUGGUACUAGUAGCGUGGAGCACAGCAACAAUAGCAGCAGCAACAGCAACAACGACAACAGUAGUCCUCGCAAAAGCCCUCGCAAAAGCAGUCGGCGACAAAGCGGAGCCAAGAAGGUAGAAGAGAGUCCCUUGGAGCGAGCGCAACGAAUCAAGGAACUCAGUCUGGCGUUCCAAGCAGCAACCAUGCUAGAGAAGAGCAUAGCACCCAAAACUGAACACCUCAAGAAAGAUGUCCUCAUGUGAGGCGAACACCGAACACCAGCAAGAUUGAUUGGAUCACUUGCAUGUUCUCUCCAUAACGUACAGGCAUUGCUUUCGAAUUUUAACAGACAAGAGGUUGUUCUAGUAUUAUUUUGUAACUUUUAAAAAUACUUUCAUGCG
Seminavis robusta is the source of this 1183-nucleotide messenger RNA. Lineage: Eukaryota; Bacillariophyta; Bacillariophyceae; Naviculales; Naviculaceae. The record is from the annotation of a GenBank genome assembly.